Messenger RNA from Poecilia reticulata (guppy), 1515 nucleotides. NCBI's taxonomy places the organism in Eukaryota, Metazoa, Chordata, Actinopteri, Cyprinodontiformes, Poeciliidae. The record is from RefSeq and is a predicted model, not a curated record.
GAAUAUGACGUUGAAUAUGACUGUAUAUGCUCCUUUUAGGCUAUGCAAACACUCAGCUUUGGCAGAACACUAAGCGAUAAAAAAGAUAGAGAAAACAGACAAUUAACUCAUAAUUUUAGUUUGAACAUAAAGGUAAAAAUGUUCUUAAAUUUUUCAAWGGUUUCUGAAGUAAAAGAAAGUUAUUUUGCCAGUGCAAAUUCUUCAUAUUCUGUUCUGUUCUGUCCUUCUUGAGCUGAUUGGWUUUUGUGGCACAUCUUUUCCGGUUGUUGCUCAGAUCCCAGAGGAAAUGGUGACCCAGUCCCGCAACUCCUACAUGGAGGCUGCGCUGAUGGUGCCCCCGCUGGAGGAGCUUUGCAAGGUCCAGGAGGAGGAAGAUGUGGAUGAGGAAGUGGAAGAAGAGGAUGAGGAAGCAUCCUACAACGCACACAUAGAAGGGCUGAUCCAGAACCUGCUGAAAGAGGCCAAGGACAAGAGUAAAGGCUGGGUGUCCCGCUUGUCUUCUGACAACACGGAGCUGGCAUUUAAAAAGGUUGGAGACGGGAAUCCUCUGAGGAGGUGGCGGGUUUGUCUCGAGGUGUCGGCGUCUCCCUCUGAGGUCCUGCAGCGGCUCAUGAAGGAGCGCCUGCUGUGGCAGACAGACCUCCAGCAGGAGAAGGUUCUGGAAACGCUGGACAAACAAACAGACGUGUAUCAUUACACCUGCUGCAAUAUGGCGCCUCUGCCCUGCUAUGACUAUGUGGUACUAAGAUCGUGGCGURCAGACCUUUGUAAAGAGUCCUGUGCGCUGGUGUGCGUGUCCGUCGAGCAUGACGACAGCCCGCGUGUUGGAGCUGUGAGGGGGGUUGUGUUGGAGUCACAGUACCUCCUGGAGCCCAGUGGGACGGGGAAGACCAGGCUCACACACAUCUCCAGAGUCGAUCUCAGGGGAAGAUCUCCAGAAUGGUACAACAAAGCGUUUGGUCAUUUGUGUGUUAAUGAAGCCCAGAGGAUCCGCUCCUCGUUCCUCCCAGGCGAUCAGAGUCCUGAGGCGAAGAACUGAGCUUCAAACAUAUUUCUUCAUCCUGAAAACCAGUUUAAUCACCCAGGCGAUCUUUUCUUGGUGCUAAGUUACAGUUCUGGUCAGAUAUGAAAUCAGUAAUUUGGGGCUUUUAAAGAUUUAUAAGACCCAUCCAAUGUGGGUUUUCAGAGUAAAUUGAUUAUAAAACAAAAACUGCUACUAUGUUUUGUUUUUUUUGUCAACUUUCCGAUCAAUUUUGCUUGUAAACUAUAAAAAACAAAGGCCAUGCCACAAAGCAGAUGACUUUUAACAAGCUGUGUGAGUUAUGUCAAGAGGAGUGAUCAACUCCAGUCAGAAUAAUGGCARAUAAUUAUAUAUAUGGCAGAUAAUUUAUAUAUAUACAUAUAUAUAAAUCAUUAAAACCCCAAAUUAAAAUGAUGUUCAUAUCCAUGGUGAGUUGAUGUAAACUUCUGACUUGGACUGUACAUUAUGCUGAGUGGGCACAUAGGAGGAAAGUG